This is a messenger RNA of Dichotomopilus funicola, 675 nucleotides long. RefSeq lists its product as uncharacterized. Gene Ontology annotation, biological process: endoplasmic reticulum to Golgi vesicle-mediated transport; vesicle fusion. NCBI's taxonomy places the organism in Eukaryota, Fungi, Ascomycota, Sordariomycetes, Sordariales, Chaetomiaceae. The transcript has 3 exons. The coding region runs from base 1 to 675 and encodes 224 amino acids. Gene Ontology annotation, molecular function: SNAP receptor activity. Gene Ontology annotation, cellular component: Golgi medial cisterna; SNARE complex; Golgi membrane. The record is from RefSeq and is a predicted model, not a curated record.
AUGGCGACGACGGCAGGACAGGGCUGGGCCCAGCUGAGGCAACAAGCGCGGUCGCUGGAAUCACAGACCGAAACAAGUCUACAAACAUACGCGCAGUUCUCAUCACAAACCGCCAUUCCACCAAAGCCAACGGACGAAGAGAAGAGUGCUGAGUCGAAGCGCGACUCCGUCAUCGCCCAACUCGGCCGCCUCCUCGACUCCGAAGCAACCCUCACCUCCUCCGCCCUCAAACAAAACAACCUCGCCCUCCUCCGCGACAAGCUCUCCGACCACCGACGCGACCUCACCCGCCUCCGCAACACCCUCCGCACAGCCCGCGACCGCGCCAACCUGCUCGGCAGCGUACGCGACGACAUCUCGGCCUACCGCGCCGCGCACAACGGGGCCAACCCAGCGGAUGCCGAGGCCGAGUACAUGCUGGGCGAGCGGGGGCGGCUGGACCGCAGCCACGAUGUGGCGGACAGCGUGCUGAGCCAGGCGUACGCGGUGCAGGAAGGGUUUGCGCUGCAGCGGGAGACGCUGGCGAGUAUUAACCGGCGCAUCACGAUGGCGGCGAGCCAGGUGCCUGGGAUUAAUAGCUUGAUUGGACGGAUCUCGGCGAAGAAGAGGCGGGAUGGGAUCAUUAUGGGGUCGUUUAUUGCGGUGUGCUUUUUGGUGUUUUGGUAUUUUACAUGA